Chelonia mydas (Green sea turtle) is the source of this 1974-nucleotide messenger RNA. Its product is annotated as acyl-CoA (8-3)-desaturase. The record is from RefSeq and is a predicted model, not a curated record. Gene Ontology annotation, molecular function: oxidoreductase activity, acting on paired donors, with oxidation of a pair of donors resulting in the reduction of molecular oxygen to two molecules of water. The transcript has 12 exons. Gene Ontology annotation, cellular component: membrane. Gene Ontology annotation, biological process: lipid metabolic process. Lineage: Eukaryota; Metazoa; Chordata; Testudines; Cheloniidae. The coding region runs from base 1 to 1362 and encodes 453 amino acids.
AUGGCGCUGCAGCCAGAACAUGAAGUCAAGGAGGCUAAAAAGAACCCAGAGUCUGGUGCAGGCUCCUCCCUGCGGCGCUUCACCUGGGAGGAGAUCGGGCUCCGCACGGGCCGGGGGCACCCGCAGCAGGAGCGGUGGCUGGUGAUCGACAGGAAGGUCUAUGACAUCAGCCAGUUCUACCGGCAGCACCCGGGGGGUGCCCAGGUCAUCAGUCACUUCGCGGGACAAGACGCCACGGAGGCCUUUGUCACAUUCCAUGUCAACCAUGCACUGGUGAGAAAAUACAUGAGCUCACUGCUGAUUGGGGAGCUGGCACCAGAUGAAAUCAGCAUGAAGCCCAGCAAAAACAAACUGCUGGUAGAGGAUUUCCGUGAGCUACGCGCCACCAUUGAAAGGAUGGGACUUCUGAACCCCAACGGCCUCUUCUUCUUCCUGAAUUUCCUGCAAAUUCUGCUGCUAGAGGCUGCCAGCUGGAUCACUCUCUGGUACUUUGGGACUUCCCUAGUACCGUUCCUCAUCUCUGCAGUGCUGCUGACAACCUCCCUGUCCCAAGCUGGGUAUCUGCAACAUGAUUUGGGACACUUCUCAGUAUUCAGCAAGCCCAAAUGGAACCACGUGGUUCAAAAGUUUGUGAUAGGCCAACUGUUGGGCUUGCCGGCCAGCUGGUGGAAUCUAAGGCAUGCCCAACAUCAUGCUAAAACCAACUGCUUCCUCAAGGAUCCUGAUCUCAAUAUGCACCCUUGGUUUACUUUAGGGAAGGUGCUCUCUGUGGAGCUUGGGAUGAAGAAGAAGUUCAUGCCUUACAACCAUCAGCACAAGUACUACUUUGUCACACUGCCCCCAUUCCUGUUUCCUGUCUACUUCCAAUACUUUCCACUGCACAAGACAAUCCAGAGAAGAGACUGGGCGGACCUGGCCUGGAUGCUGAGCUUCUACAUCCGAUUCUUUCUCACUUACGAGCCCUUACUGGGGGUGAAGAGUCUCCUGGGGUUCUAUCUGCUGAUCAGGGUUCUGGAGAGUAUCUGGCUUGUCUGGGUGACACAAAUGAAUCACAUCCCAAUGAACAUUGAUUACGAUAAAAACCUGGACUGGUUCUCUACCCAGCUCCAGGCAACAUGCAACGUGGAUCAGUCCCUGUUCAAUGACUGGUUCACUGGGCAUCUGAACUUCCAUAUUGAGCAUCACCUUUUCCCCACAAUGCCUCGACACAAUUACUGGAAGGUGGCCCCCCUGGUGAAGUCCCUGUGUGCCAAGCACAGCAUUGAGUACCACUGCAAGCCCCUUCUCACUGGCUUUGCAGACAUUGUGCACUCUCUGAAGGAUUCUGGGGAGCUCUGGCUUGAUGCCUAUCUGCAUAAAUAAGCAGCAGCACCAUGAGACAUUCCAAAUACAGCAGAAAAAAACAAACAGACAAAACCAUGAAGCCUCUGUAAGGCUAGCAGAUAUUGGAGAUGGGAAAGCCUGGCCAGUAGGAGGUGGCAGUUGGUGGGAAAGUUUGAUUCCAGGAAUGAUGUUUGGUUUUUAAAAACCCAUUCAUUUUCCUACACAUGCUUCUUCCUUUGCUUCUCUUCUGGGGCUCAGAAAUGGGAAGAGUGUUCUUGUUCUGUGUUUGUACAGCACCAAGCACAAUGGAGUCCUGGUCCAAGACUAGGUCUCCUAGCACCACUCUAAUGCAAGUAAUAAAUUAAAAUAAGGACAAUACAUUUUUGCAUCAAGGAUGUGGGGUUCAGGCCCCCCAAAGAGAAGGCGCUUUAGGAGUGCAAACAGCAGCCACUCUGUUUUAUUUUAUUCUCACUAUCGCUGCCCUAAAAUAUUUUCCUAAUUCUUUCCGUGUUCUUCUCUAUUUUAGAUUGUAAUCUCAUUUGGGUAAAGCAUGGGUCUUACUGCUUGUAAAAGUCACGAAUACAUCUAAAUAAACAUUUACACUCUGUCUGUGUGGAAGCUUGUUCAGCUCCAUCCUACCAAGAACUUCCA